Molecule: messenger RNA, 2643 nt
Organism: Alternaria rosae
Lineage: Eukaryota; Fungi; Ascomycota; Dothideomycetes; Pleosporales; Pleosporaceae
Exons: 4
Coding region: 274-2283 (669 amino acids)
Molecular function (GO): protein binding
Source: RefSeq, a predicted model, not a curated record
GGGAAGAUGCUUGAUCAUGGUGACGCCUGGAGCACUGCGAGACACGGCGACUCUACCAACCCGCCCUACGACACAUCCCACGCACGCCAACAUAGAACCUGGCACCCGCUGCAUCUCGCCCUCGAACCUGUCUGCAGCCCCUUCCUGUCAGAACCUCUAGCCUUCUGCGCCUAGCCAACUUGUGACGUAGAGUGCCUGCUGCUACCGCUGAGCCUCACCGGCUCCACCUAGCAUCGCAGAGACAUGCGGCCUUCUCCUGCCUGACCGCAAACUAUGGCCGUCGAUGACUUCCUGAGCAGAGAUACCGAGACCUUUGUCUUGGCUCAGAAGGCGUACUAUCCGACCAAGAUCCCUAUCGCACACUAUCAACUGCGCCACUUCAUCUCGUGUCCUGAACCAGACCUCGUCUACUAUGCAAGCGGCGCCGCCGUCUACUGCCUCAAUGCGGCUACACGAACACAGGCCCACGUUACCACACUACCUUGGGAAGCGCGCUGCACGGCUUCAGGCUACGGCUACGUCUGCGUUGGGGGAGAAGAACAUGGCAACUUCGCCGCCAUCAAGGUGGCCGGCUUCCCCCCAACGGAUCCCUCCGACGUCGACGCCUCGUUGCCCUUGGACUUCCCGCACCGCCUGCCUCGACCGCCCAUACUAGGUGCAGCUUCGCGCGUGCGCCUCGAGAAGAUUGGAACCGAUAUCGUCAACUCCAUAUCCAUACACAAGCUGCCAGCUGAAGGCAACGGUCAGGAUGAUGUCGUCGCAGUCCUCACCAACAACGACAAGACGGUGCGCAUAUACUCUCUGGUCCAGAAUCUGGAGCUGGCAGUGCUUGACUUGGACUUUGCAAUGAACCAUGCUUCCAUUUCUCCCGAUGGCCAAAUGCUCGUGGCUGUCGGUGACGCCCCCAUUGGCUUCUUCUUUGAACGUACAGAUUCUCAGAAGCCUAGCAAUAAGAUACGCGAGGGGCAGAUGCAGUCGACGCCUCCGGUAUGGACGGAACUACACAGAGUAGACCUCUACCGGCCCGCUCAUUCCCAUGCAGAUGGCUACUUUACUACAGCUUGGUCACCCUCUGGACGUCUCUGCGCAGUGGGAUCAGAAUGCGGCUACAUCACAGUUUUUGAUAUCGAAUUGUUAAAACUCGUCGAAUUUGGUGAAGACGCGAUCCUACAGUUGAUAAGUUCUACUAGACCGGACAGCCGAACUGGGCCCGGCGCGGUGCGGACGAUGCAUUUUUCGCCAGCACCGUGGGACUUCCUCAUCUGGAGCGAAGACCAAGGUAGGGUGUGCAUUGCCGACCUGCGAGCUGGCCUCAAGCUUAAGCAAACCCUCGUAUUGGAUCCAAAAGAGGAAGGCCUCGAGACUGUCGAGAUAGCUGAUUUUGACCUCAACCUCAGUCCUGAAAUGCAUGAGCCCCGCAGAGAAGCCGAUCUGAUCAGGAGAUAUCGACGCGCGUUAGAUGGAGAAAGCAAUACGACGACCGCCAAUGUCGCGAACGAAUACCUUGAAACGGACACUGAGCGACAGAGGCUACAUCGACGACUGGGUGUAGUAGAGUCGGACAACGAUCCACUUGGCUUAACUGUGCGUGAAAGUAUCAACUAUACAACUUCUGAGCGACUCAACACCGUACCGUAUCCUACAGCUCGAGAGGUAGCUGACGCGAUGGCUCGCUUCAUGGCAGAGAGGACUGGGCAAACUCACUCACGUAACUGGCUUCAAGAGCGCACAACACCGCUCCGACGGGCUUCCGUCAUCGUCUCCAUAAACGAAGGCACGGUCAAUGCACCAGCUGCCCUCACCAAUAUCACUGACUCUGUCCUUACCCGCUCGCCAAACGCGGUACCGGCACAUGCGCGUCGCGUGACCAACGAGAUAGUUGCCUCGACAGAUGAAGCGUGGCGCACCGUUCAAGAUGCACUGGCUGCUGAGCAGGACCGCGCUACAACCCGCGCUACUAAUGCACAUGCGCCUGGAGCCGACAGCCAUGCUACUGCGCCUGAACUUCGCAGUGAGCUUCGUCGAAUCCGUCAACUGACGCAGGCGCGUGAACGUCUUCGCAUCACCCGUGCUGGCCAGCCUAUCCUUGAAUCCUACGAGUUCAGCCUAGGUCUCCGAGGCUCAAGCCGAACGACGCACGAUGCGAGACUAGGCGUACGGACGGCGGGACUGGCCAUGAGCCAGGAUGGACGGACUCUGUAUUGUGGCACAGAAUUAGGCAUCUUCGAGUUCAAGAUGAACCUUCACGUGAGGAAGGCGUUCCCUGCAAUUACUCCCCGAUGAUGGAUUAUUAUUCGCACUUGCGGAGGUUUCAAACUGGAUUCCUUACUAUCGUUGUAUUCAACGCUCCCGCAGUUUUUGAGCUCUUAUGAGACGGUCCGGCAUUUGGUCCGGCGAACAGGUUUUGGCGCACAGCGUGCUUGAUGGGAAUGGUAAUUGUGUUGUAAGGCCAGCUUUGUCGCAUUAAGUAUACCCGUAUAAUCAGAUAGUCAAAAGCAUCCAGGUAAUUUCGACAGGCGUAUUGUUGUGGAUUCUUUGUCUGAAUCCGGGGUAAAGGCCCACGACGCCCGUAGUUCGGAGGCGAGAUAGUGCGGGCGAUGUUCGGAGCGAGGGAAAUCUGCCGAUUUGUCGUCGAUGGCGCAA